UGCAUACUUAUACACGAAAACGCAGUGUCCUUUCCUGCUCUGACUGUUUUUGUCCCCUUACUUUCUCCCAACGAGGACCAGGACCUCCUCCUGGCAGCAGCCUACGUUUCCGACGCCCAGUACAACAGAAAUGUUCCGUUCGAAACAUCCCCUCAGGCCAUCAGACUUUACUAUUUCUAUAACCACUGGGCCAUGCAGGUGGCCACCUACUUCUUCAUCUGUGUUGACCUUUCCCUGGCUCUCUUUGAGGAACCGGCGCUGUUCCCGCUGCCUUUCUUGGUCACCUCGAUAGCAGAAGUGCUCUGCCUGACUGCAUUCUUUGGGAGACUUGUACACUUUGCGAAAGUUACUCCUCAGAUGGUUUUCUGGAAGGAUACGAAAAAUAUCUGCAUCAUGGUAACCAUAGUGUUGACCUUGGUUGAUCUGAUUGUCUACGGGAUCCUGGAAGCUCUUAAUGUCUAUGGCAUCCGAUGGUCAAGGGCCUUAAGGCCCGUGUUCCUGAUUAACUUCCCCGAAAGCCGUCAGAUCCGAAGGGCUUUCCGAAGCAUCCGGAACACGCUGCCUGAUGUCCUCUACGUCUUCCUCUUGUUUAUCUUCAGUGUGGGGACGUUCUCCCUCAUGGCCCUGAAGCUCUUUGGGGACCGGAGUCUUAAGACAGUGGAAGGAUCGCCCUACUUCACGAACAUCCUGGACAUAGCGUUUGAGCUCUAUGUGCUGGUCACAACUGCAAACAGCCCCGACGUCAUGAUGCCUGCCUAUGAGUUCAACUGGUGGUAUUCUCUGUACUUUAUAACCUACAUCAUUAUCAACACCUACAUCUUCAUGUCCGUCUUUCUGGCUGUCGUCUACAACAAUUACAGGAAGCACUUAAAGAACGAGAUUCGCACACUGGCAUACCUGAAGCGUCGCAAAAUGAUAGAGGCUUUCAACAUUCUGAAGGUCAAGGUGGGCACAGAGUCUGUGGUGAAGGAGGCCCAGUGGAGGCGGCUGGUCAAGGUGGUGGCACCGGACAUCAGCAGUUCCCACCUGGAGCUCCUUCUGAGGAUCUUGGACGAGGGACAGAAGGGUCACGUGGACAAAGUGAACUUUCUACGCCUGCCUGACCUCCUCAACAUCCAGGUGAUCACCAUCAAUGUCAAGAGACACCCACUGGAAGCCUGGAUGCCUCGGGUAUACCAGUCGUCUGCAAGCCUCUUGGUCCAGAAGGUGGUUCGGCACAGGGUUUUUGUCUGGGCUUAUGAUGUCAUCAUCCUAAUAAAUGCCAUCUUCAUUGCUCUGGAUGAGAAAAACCCCUUCAUUUCCUAUGCGGAAUGGCUUUUCCUUUCUCUCUACAUCAUUGAGAUCCUCCUGAAACUGUACACGUAUGAGCCCAGAGCGUAUUUUGGAAGGAAGCAGUUCUGGAACUGGUUUGAUACGCUGAUCAUCAUUGCAGCCCUGGUGGCCACUGUGGCCAACACCACCAUCCAGUCAGCAAGAAAAUACAACAGUCAGCAGAUACUGGAUAUUGUCUUGAUUUUGAGAAUACUCCGGCUCUUAAGGGUCAUUGUCAGCAUUCAGAGGUUCCGGGUUAUCGUGACCACCUUGAUUAACAUCGGCCCCACGAUGCUGACUUUUGGCGGACUUGUCUUGGUGGUCUACUACGUGUUUGCCAUCAUCGGGAUGGAAGCGUUCCACGGCAGAGUCCACUUCUUUGGCCCCAACUCCACCAGUCCAGAUGCCCUGGCGUGUGGGAACUCAGCCUUAAGAGACUCAGCGUUUGCCCGAGGCAAGUACUGCAGGAACAACUUCAACGACCUGGGCUCCUUGCUCAUCCUGCUGGUGGAGCUCACGGUGGUCAACCAGUGGCACAUCCUCGCGGACGGCUUUGCCCUCGUGACUCACCAGGUGGCAAAGCUGUAUUUCAUCGGGUUCCACAUCGUGGUCGUCAUCCUCAUUGUUAAUAUUUUCAUAGCGUUCAUCUUGGAGGCGUUUUUUGUGGCAUAUUCGUUAGAAAAAAGUGAAGUAGAAACUGCCAUUGAGAAGAAGAUUCAAGAGCUUGGAGUGGGGGUCCAAGAGGAAAAAGUGCAGGACGGGAGUCUCGUUGAGAACAUGGAUGCCAAGGACAGUGGCUUCAGUGAGGAUAACAAAAAGAAGGACUUGAAAGGACUGUACUUCAGAAUUGCAUCUAAAAAGUACAGGACUGUGGACGCCUUGCUGCAGCAGAUGUUUGAGUCUGAAACUGCUCCAGAGGAAGAAGGCCCUUCCUUGGAGGAGAUUCUGAACUUCUCUCCUGCUGACAUAUACCCCAAGAAUCCCAAUUUUGAAAACAGUGCCUGAUCCGGGGCCUGCCAGGCCCCACGUGUCCGCAGCUGGAAGCCAAGACAAGCUGUCACUGCUGUUUGCAUCCGCUGCCAAGAGAUCACUCUUCCAGCCCAGGCUCCCUUCUGUGUUCUGAUAAACCUGUGAAUUGGCCUCCCCUGUCCUGAGCGGCCGGCCCCCUGUGUCCCCCUGGGGUCAUUUCUAGGGCUGAUAGUAGAAGGAGAGGAAAAUCUGUGUGGAGACUGCGGGGCUUACUUACACACAUGUAUGUACUUGGGGACGUCCUCUCAAUGGGAUAUAAAAACUUUAUUUUUAUAUGGUAUUUUGCUAUUUUAUUAAAUGAAGACUGCACUAGUCUUACAUGAGUGAAUUUUGAAUACUUAAAUAUACUGAAGGAAUAUGUUCCAUCCAUUACAGUAGCUUUUAGAUGCAGUGUUCAUUCAAAAUGAAGAAAAAUAUGAAUGUAAAGAUAAAAUUCUGUCACAGUUGCUUUUUUUUCAGAGGAGGCUUUCAAAGUUUAAUUAAAUUACAAUUAUAGCAAGAUGUUGAGUAAGUUGCUCUCUGAGGUCACCUUCCCCAGCUGGAGACCUCUCAGCACAGUGACUUACUUCUUCCGGAAAAUUAAAGGGAUUUAUUUUAUUUAUUUAAAACAUUUUAAAUUGUGGUAAAAUACACAACAUAAAAUGUACCAUUAUAACCAUUUCUAAGUGUAGUUUUAAGUAGAUCCACAUUGUUGUGCAACAGACAAAAAAAAACGCCCAAACCAACCUACUUGCUUGAAGUGCUUAAAGUGACUUGUUUGGACUGAGCCUUCCUCUCUGGGGACAAGGCUGAAGCCAGGAAAUCAGAUUAAUUUGAUGUCACGGGAGCCCUUGGCAUAGCCUGGGCACCAGGUGGGCAGACUUAGCUUGCUGGUGUGGAUGGCGGAGGGUCUCGGCUGUGAUAUGAGCUGAAGAUUCAGGAACAGGGACAUGUCAACAGGGCUGGAAACAAAGCCAGGAGUCUCCCUGCUCAAGAGCAAAGGCACCCACGGCCGCCUUUCAUGGACACACUUUUAGCUCUUCGUUUAGCAAGACAGCACCCUUACCUUCUUUAGUCUAGUUUCCUUUGAAAACAGACAUUUUCAAGAGGGAAAAAAAAAAAUCCCACAAAUCUGGCUUUAUCAGUGCUCAGCUGUUUUGACAUUUUAAUUAAGAGUAAAUUUAAUGUUGGUUUGUUGGAUGAGGUCUGUUUCCAGAUCAUUUUCAACUGCCUUCUAAUUUGUGUGUGUAAUCAAUUGUAUAGGUUAUACAUUCUUUACUUUCAAAAUAAAAACCUACUUGGAAUCUCAUUCUA
Molecule: messenger RNA, 3633 nt
Organism: Vicugna pacos (alpaca)
Lineage: Eukaryota; Metazoa; Chordata; Mammalia; Artiodactyla; Camelidae
Source: RefSeq, a predicted model, not a curated record